AUGGGUAUCAGAGAUGAAUGUGGGAUACGGGACCUGGUCAUGAGGCGCGAGCUACCCUCACCCAACCUCCGACCGUGUUUGGGAAGGGAAAGGAGUAUAAUAGCAGCUUCUAACAGAGAAAUGGCGGAUUAUAUAAUAGGAGGAAGGGCUGCUGCUAUUGCCAAGGCUAUCCAGGCCAAGGCAGUGGCUGGGGCAGAACCGAAAACAGGACCAGUUACCCAGGCCAAGACUGGGGAUGGAGCCAGGACACAGACAGUGACCUACACUGAGGCCGUGGCUAUGGCAAAGGAAGUAAGCAAGAUGGAAGCCAAGAUUAAAACUAGAGUCAUGGCUGAAACCAAGGCAAAACCCUUGGCAGAACCUGGUAUAGUGCCCCCAAACAAUUCAAAAGCCAUGCCUACGUCUAGGGUCAGUGCUGUGCACAAGUAUGAAGUCAAGGCUGAUGCUGGAAGUGAAGCCAGUGUCAGGUUCUUUUCCAGGGCUGAUAAUAAGGCCAAUAUUGGAUCCAGGCCCCCAAGAAGGAGAGAGGCCAGCAUCAAGUUCAGGGUUGGGGACAGAGCUGGUAGUAUAAUCGAGCCCAAUGAUGAGGAUGAAGAAAAUAUCUGUUCCUGGUUCUGGACUGGAGAAGAGCCUAGUUUAGGAUCCUGGUUCUGGCCUGAAGAAGAAACCCCUUACCAAGUUUAUAAGCCUCCACCUAAGAUCCAGGAAAAGCCCAAACCCAUGCCCAUAUCCAAACAUGCACUUACUAUAAAGCAAAGAGCAGCAGCAUGGUCAAGAGCCAGGUACUGUGUCCUAGUCCCAGUGGAGGGAGGGGAGCUAUCCUUGCCUCCAGAAGGGAAUUGGACUCUGGUUGAGACCUUGAUUGAAACUCCUCUGGGUAUUCGGCCUCUGACCAAGAUCCCACCCUUUAAUGAUGGGCCUUACUUCCAGACCUUAGCUGAGAUCAAAGAACAGAUUAGGUAUAGGGAAAAGUAUGGGCCGAAUCCAAAAACUUGCCGCUGCAAAUCACGUGUUUUCAGUUUAGAGCCUAAAGAGUUCGAUAAACUCGUUGCCCUACUUAAGUUAACUAAGGAUCCUUUCAUUCAUGGAAUAGCAAAGAUGAUAAUGGGCAUCAGUCCUGCUUAUCCAUUUACCCAAGAUAUAGUUCAUGAUGUAGGUAUUACUGUUAUGAUUGAAAACUUAGUCAAUAAUCCCAAUGUUAAAGAACACCCUAGAGUUGUAAAUAAGGUGGUUGACAACUCUGAGUCUUCUGAAGAACAAAAAACAGGAGAGACAUAUAUAGAUGAAGUUUGUAAGGACAUAAUGUCUUAUCCUUUGAACUCCCCUGUGCAACUUUCAGGACUAAAAUUAUUGGAGCACUUGAGUGUGAAAUUUGAGAAUCACCACAUGAUUGCCAGUUAUAUUCCAGAUUUCCUCACCUUGUUAAACAUGGGAAGUGUCAAAACCAAGUUUUAUGUUUUAAAAGUGUUUUUGCGCUUGUCUAAAAAUCAAGCCAAUACAAGAGAACUGAUCAGUGCCAAAGUACUGUCAUCAUUGGUUGCACCCUUUAACAAGAAUGAGUCAAAGGCCAAUAUUCUUAAUAUCAUUGACAUUUUUGAGAAUAUAAAUUUCCAAUUCAAAAAGAAGGCGAAGCUAUUUACCAAGGAAGAGUUCACUAAAUCUGAACUUAUUUCCAUAUUCCAGGAAGCAAAAGAGUUUGGUCAGAAACUCCAAGACUUAGCAGAGCACAGUGAUCCUGAGAACGCCCAUAGCCUGGAAUUCCAGCUGUGGGUACUGCUUUCAGAGUUGGGAACCUUCACUAUACAAUUGGACCAGACCCUUUGGAAUAUUCUGUGUCUCAAAUACCCUAUGGAGCACACACUUAAGCAGUUGAUGGCUAUAGACUUUCCCAUCAGCUAAAGAGAAGGCUGCACAGCUCCAAGCGCGGGCCUGGGUACGGCAGCACCGUGCUAGCUGGAGCGCAGUUGGAAACAGAGACUAAGCUAGCCGGAUGGGGAGAAAGACUGAGCUGCACUAAGUUUUGGCAUGGUCUUCACUGAACUACGAAAGCCUCGGAUGCUCUGCUGAUGCCAGGUAAUGGCACAUCAUCUCUGGAUUCUGGCCCUUUUUCUAGGCUCAGUGAAGACAGUGCUGGACUUCUUGCACAGCUGGACAGAGCUAAGCCACCUGGCCGUGGAUGAGACACUGGGCACCUGGGGACAGUACUUUGUGUUUGCUCCAGCUCCAAUAAAUCUUACCACUACACCUCAUCCUCCCACACGUGGGUCCCCAAAAUGCUUUUCUCAUAACCCUGUGGAAUAGCCCUAUUUCUACCAGCAACACCUAUUCUAUAAAUGAACUGAGAACAAGUCAUACAAGAGAUAUUUCAAAGUCUCACAGUAAAAUCAACUUUUUGCAGAUCUACUCCCCUGUCAGUAAGUAUCUUGGAAUCAGUAUUCCAGCACCUUGAGAAUUACCAGAUACCUUAUGCCGGUAUGAUUAUAAACUUUUAGUUAGGAAAUUAAAUAAAAUAGAAACCACAAGUGAA
This is a messenger RNA of Miniopterus natalensis, 2527 nucleotides long. NCBI's taxonomy places the organism in Eukaryota, Metazoa, Chordata, Mammalia, Chiroptera, Miniopteridae. The record is from RefSeq and is a predicted model, not a curated record.